AUGAAUGAGUACGCCUCACGGCUAUUACCCCCUGCAAAGGAAACAAGUUCUCGUGCUGCUUGUAAAAAAUGCGGUUAUGCUGGUCAUUUAACUUAUCAGUGUCGAAAUUUUUUGAAAGUUGAUCCAAACAAAGAAAUAGUUCUUGAUGUGAGCAGUACCAGUAGUGAAUCUGAACAUGAUUAUCUAACCCCCUUGACAGAAUUGAGGGAGAAAGAAUUGCGAGAAAAACAAUCUAAACUGAAGAAAAAGAAGAAACACAAGAAAUCUUCUAAAAAGUCAAAGAAAAAGAGGAAGGUAUCUUCAAGUGAUGAGAGUGAAGACAGCAGUAGUGAUAGUGAAGAAUAUAAGAAGAGAAAGAAGCAUAAACAGAAGCACAGAAAAAAAUUAAGGAGUAAAUCUUCUGAUACUGAGUGA
This is a messenger RNA of Phaedon cochleariae (mustard beetle), 414 nucleotides long. NCBI's taxonomy places the organism in Eukaryota, Metazoa, Arthropoda, Insecta, Coleoptera, Chrysomelidae. The record is from the annotation of a GenBank genome assembly.